AUGGUGAGAAUAUCAAGAGAAUGGUUUGGUGAGGAAGAAGGUUGUCCCGGGAAAGAUGGAACUGUGAUUACCUCCGGUAGUCUCACUCUCGAUAGCUUCAAGGGCCUUUUUCUUACUGCUGGUGUAUCAUCAUCAUGUGCUCUCGUCAUAUACUUGUCCAUCUUCUUUUACGAGAACAGGUUCAUCUUAGCCUCAGACACUUCCAUCACGCAAAAGCUUUCUUUACUAGCAAAAAUCUUUGACGAGGAUAACAAUAAGUCAUCUGAAGGUUCCAAAAAACAUGGUGGAAUAGAUGAAGGGGACAGAGCAGCUGCAUCGAUUGCAGUUUCUCCAGUAGAUAUGUACGACUUUCCACAAAGUCCAACAAUCAGCACUUUUUAUCACCCUGAAGGAGUGUUUUCUCAAGAAAGUAUCUCUACAACAGAACCGGGAACUCCAUUUCAUGAUAUCACAGAAAACCUAACAAAAUAUUGA
This is a messenger RNA of Fraxinus pennsylvanica, 474 nucleotides long. Lineage: Eukaryota; Viridiplantae; Streptophyta; Magnoliopsida; Lamiales; Oleaceae. The record is from the annotation of a GenBank genome assembly.